Molecule: messenger RNA, 1991 nt
Organism: Pseudophryne corroboree (corroboree frog)
Lineage: Eukaryota; Metazoa; Chordata; Amphibia; Anura; Myobatrachidae
Product: zinc finger protein OZF-like
Exons: 3
Coding region: 1-1644 (547 amino acids)
Source: RefSeq, a predicted model, not a curated record
AUGGUGUCUAAGGACAUUCAAUAUUUAUAUUUCUUGUUUCGAAAGUUUAUAUGGCAAGGGAAAAAGCCACGAAUCAGUUUACUUAAACUGCAACAGACGGCUAGUAACGGAGGUUUGAACUUCCCUAACGUGGUUUGGUAUUCUCAGGCGGCUCAGAUGAGAUAUCUUGGUGAUUGGUUACAUAACCAGGAUAAUUACGCUAACACGGAUUUGGAAAGGGAGUUCUUGCUGGGCAGAGACUUGGUCAGCUUCCUACAUACGAGUGACCGAGAAGUCUCAGCUCAAGUCAAGGAGAACCCGCUUUUGUGGUAUGUCAGAAAAUUAUGGGUGGGUUUGAGGCGUCAGCAUAACGUGAAUGCGGAUAAGUCCCUUUUCCUUCCGUUUAUAGAUAAUCCGGACUUUCAGAGUGGAAACGCAUAUUUCCCGUAUUCACGCAAAUUCCUAUCUGUCCAGUGCGUUUUGCCUUGCUCCUGCAUUGAAUUCCAGCUUCACCAUCUUGCUGACGAACUUAGUCUGCCGACUACCAUUACCCUGUCUCCAAGUGUCUGCACCCCAGUCCUUCCGUAUGGAUGUAACAGAGGGAAUAUCUCGGAGGGAAAUCUAAUUUCGUCUUCGGAUUGUAAAAUAGAAGAUGUCAUCUCACGAGUUUCUCCUGGAGAAAACCCUACUGCCCUACUUGUACCUACAGUACCUCACUGUGUGGAUGUGUCAUCUGGAUCUGCUAAUCAUGUGGAAUUUUCUUCUGAUAACGCUGAUAUUGGUGCAUCUGUUCCAGGUCUUACAGUACACAAUAUAUUUCCGUGUUCUAUAGAAGCCAAAUGUUUUACAAAGAACACAAAUCUUAUUACCCAUCAGCCAGCUAAGGCAGGUGAGAGGCCAUUUACAUGUUCUGAGUGUGGGAAAUGUUUUACACGGAAAUCAGGUCUGGUUACACAUCAGAGAAGUCACACAGGUGAGAAACCAUUUACCUGCUCUGAAUGUGGGAAAUGCUUUACAGAGAAAUCAGCUCUUAUUAUACAUGAGAGAAUACAUAUAGAUGAGAAGCCAUUUUCAUGUUCUGAGUGUGGGAAAUGUUUUACAGAGAAAUCAGAUUUUGAUAAACAUCAGAGUAGUCACACAGUUGAGAAGCCAUUUCCAUGUUCUGAGUGUGGGAAAUGUUUUACACGCAAAUCAGCUCUUAUUAUACAUGAGAGAAUACAUACAGGUGAGAAGCCAUUUCCAUGUUCUGAGUGUGGGAAAUGUUUUACACGCAAAUCAGCUCUUAUUAUACAUGAGAGAAUACAUACAGGUGAGAAGCCAUUUCCAUGUUCUGAGUGUGGGAAAUGUUUUACACGCAAAUCAGCUCUUAUUAUACAUGAGAGAAUACAUACAGGUGAGAAGCCAUUUCUAUGUUGUGAGUGUGGAAAAUGUUGUACACAUAAAUCUCAUCUUGUUACACAUCUGAGAAGUCACACAGGUGAGAAGCCAUUUCCAUGUGCCGAGUGUGGGAAAUGUUUUACACGCAAAUCAGGUCUUAUUAUACAUGAGAGAAUACAUACAGGUGAGAAACCAUUUCCGUGUGCUGAGUGUGGGAAAUGUUUUACACAUAAAUCACAUCUUGUUACACAUCAGAGAAGUCACACAGGUGAGAGGCCAUUUCCAUGAUCCGAGUGUGGGAAAUGUUUUAUACGGAAAUCACAUCUUCUUACGCAUCAGAGAAGUCACACAGGUGAGAAGCCAUUUCCAUGUGCUGAGUGUGGGAAAUGUUUUACAGUGAAAUCACAUCUUGUUACACAUCAGAGAAUUCACAAGUGAGGGGCAAUUUCCAUGUUCUAUGGGAAAUGUUUUAGCAGUAAAUCAUGUGUUAAACAUCACAAACUUCACACAGAUGAGAAUGUGUAACAUGGCAGGAAUCAAAUCUUGAUAAAACAAUACUUUAUUUCCACAGUUACAAAUUUGCAUGUUUGCAGAUGAAAAGUUGUUUAUCUUAGAAAUAAAUAUAAUUUCUCACA